ACUAUAAUAUCCCUCUGUCUUCAACUCACUUGCGAAUUGCGUUUGUAUGUGUGACGGUGACCCCUAGCGUAAUUAAAUAUAGAAAACAACUCAGAAGGCCGAGAAAGAAUAAUACGUUUGGUUCAAGAUUGUUCUGUGGAAUGAGCUAUGAGUGGAAAUGAUCCAGAGGAUAUAAAAGUGGAGUCAAAGACAAAAGAAAAGAAGAAAAACGCCAGGGGAUCGCUGCACGGCCAUGUACUAAGUCGACGUACCAGACAUAACAGUACACUCAAUGCCUAGGCCUGGGUGUUGUGUCUACUCUUUAUUAUGCGUUCAGCGCGCGCUGAGCGAGAGCUGAGCUAGCCGCCGGAAUUACUUUCCAGCUAUUCACUUGAUUGAACAUCGUGAUAAAAUAAAUGAGAAAUAGUGAAAAUAUCAUUCAAUAACUCACUGUUUGCUAUCUUACAUCAUGAUUGAAGAGUUCAUGAUGGUUAUUCAUACUGUUUUUUAUACAGGGAAAGUAAAGAUUUGUACAUAUCAGUCCUAUUUGUUUGAUUUGAGUUGCUUUGAAAAAAAAUUGUAAAAUAUCUUUCUCUCUCUGCAUAGCAUUUCUGUAUGACAUUCAGGCACCUCUUAUACUAAAUUCCCCCCGGUGACGUCACACUCCGAGUGGCUUUUCUGUACACUCGUCUCUCGGGCUCUGACAGGUGGCUAAUUUCAUAGACUUUCAAAGCAAAAUAUCGAGAAGGCAGAGGAUUUUUGUGACAUGCUAUCUGUUUGAACAACUUAUAUAUACUAUAUAUUGUGUGUAGAACCUAUAUUUAUGGAAACUCACCCCCUUCUUAAUUCAACUUUAAAAUGUCAUAACUUUCCUAUUUUACAUCCGAUUUUGAUGAAAUUUUCAGUGUUAUGCUUGUUGGAUUUUUCUCUUAUUAUUCAAAUCAACUUUUUGUUGGGGUGGACUUGUCCUUUAAGGGUAUGGUUUCACACGCCAAUACUUGUUAAGGGGUGCAUUUUCAGAAAAUGGAAAAUACGUAUUUAGGUAGACCAAAAGCUUCGGUCUCUGUUAUGUUGGUUGUUCAGCUGAACUCCGUUGGUAUGAGGAGAAAUUUAAAAAAAAAAUGUUAAAAAACUCCUCGAAACAGACGGCUGCCAGCUGUCUAGUGUUUAGGGUGCUUUUCGAGACCCCAUGGUCGCGCAUGAUAUCCACUCGUCAAUGGAAGUGCCCCCCCCCCCCCGGGGCGAUGACAAAGUAAUUUUGAGAAUUUGACAAUAUUUUUAGGACCCCAAAAAUUUGAGCCUUAUUUGAUGUGUAAAUCGGAAAGCUGAUGACGACCUCUACGUUCCUUGUUGUUUGUUGUGAUGUGAUACUAUACUAUAUAUAUACCGUGCAUGCUGAGCUGAUCUGAGUCUUCGAAGAGUUUUUCGCGAUCCGAGCCGAGAGUCAAGUCAAAAGAACAUAUUGUAAGCAGAGCAUUCAAUGACAAUCAGAAAGACUGAUGGUAGCAUAAAAUGGCUACUGAGAGUGGAACAGGUGAUUCCUUAUCUUAUUCUAAGGAGAUCAACAAGAGUGCACAGGAAAGUUUAAUACCACUCACAGAAGACUUGGCAGAAUGGCUCUCCAGGGUUUUGGAUGUCAGUGUUGAAGUUGACACUUUGAUGGAUUCAUUAGACAAUGGUGUAUUGCUUUGUAAACUUGCUCAGUUAAUACAACGGAAAGCCAUAGAAUGCCAAAGGACAGGACAUAAAAUCAAAGAUAAUGUACCACAACAUAAAAUCAAAUGUCGAGAGAACGCCACAUCCGAGUCUUUCUUUGCUCGUGACAACAUUGCUACAUUUCUUUCUUGGUGCCGGGAACUAGGAUUAGAAGAUACCUGUCUCUUUGAGACUGAUGGGCUCGUGCUAAGAAGAUCCCCACAGAAUGUGUUAGUAUGUGUCUAUGAACUGGCUAGGCUUGGCUCAAGACUUGGCAUUGAACCUCCGGGAUUACUCAAACUUGAAAAAGAGAUUGAGAAAGAGGAGAGGAACCCUAGACCGGUCUCAGGAAGAAAGGUCUCGGCCUUAGAUCAACAGGUUCAGAAGAUCUCUAAACAGAAGAAAAUAGUGGACAUUCAUCGAAUAUCAGAAGGAAAAUACAAUAUUGGAGGAAAGAUUGUAUUAAUAAGGAUGCUGAGAGGUCGUCAUGUGAUGGUUCGUGUUGGAGGCGGAUGGGAGACGUUGGAAUCUUACCUUGAUAAACACAUAGUGACUUCCAUGAAGCGAGUCGGUCGAGCUGUAGAUCUAGACUCGGGUGAAACUAUACAGGAUGAUUACUUUGUGAUGAAUGCCAAAUAUAAGAGCCAUAGUAAUGUCAACAACAAUGGAAGGACAUAGCCCUCACUGAACUUUCGAAAGUUGUUGCUUUUUACAUGCUUUAAAAUAGUAUUGAUACAAAGUGGCGAUGCAGUGCAGUCAAGGGUAUUUACAAUAUGCAACAAAGACAAGCAUUAAUUGCUUAGGUCGAGUGGUUUGAAUAGCAUUGUGGAUGCCCAGGAUGCCUGCACUAACAUCGCAAAUUAAAACUGUGCAUUACUUGUUUUAUAAAAUGGGUCAGCGGUAUGAAUAUAUGGUUGGGAAUUCUCUAAAAACUACUCCAAAUUUCAUCAUAUUGCACAGACAAUGUACCCAAAAUUCUUAGGGUGACGUGGCGGAGAGGUCUAAGGCGCCUGGCUGACAUUUGAUCCCCGACCACGGCACCUGUGCCCGUGAGCAAGGCGAACAGUGCUCUUUUAUCCUACAUUUAAAUAGAUGGAAAUGCUAUAUUCAUUUUUGGUAACUAGGUGUGCACUUGAGUUAAAAGAAAAAAAAAUUGCUUAGUGCUGCACCCCCCAAAAUUGUAUUUUGCCAUUCAGAACAUUGCUUUACUAAUACAACUAAAGUUAUUAGACAAACUUAUUCUUUCUAUUAUUUGAAAGGUGUAUUUAAAAGAGUAGCUAUUUAUGACUCAAGUCCAUGAGAGACCAGACAGAGUGUUUGUCAUUUCAAUCUGGCUAUAUAGGAUCUUGUCAACUAAAUCCCGUCCUUGAAAAAUGAUGAAGAAUUGUAUUCAUUCUGCUAUUGCUGCUGUCCAAUGGAGACCUCUUUUAAUUUGCAGUGUGCCUUCAUAUAUUGCCUUUUGUUCAGACAUACAAAGAUAUAUGACCAAUACAAUCCAAUGAGCUUUCAUUUCACUCUUUCAGGUAUUUUCCCUCUUUUCUUUACGUUUGGAUCUUUCCUUGUUGAAAUCUAAGUUUCAGUAUGUUCUAUAUCUAAAACCUUGAAUCAAAGAAAAUAUUAAGUGUUUGUCAAGCCCAGCCAAUGAUGAUGAUGAAGAUGAUAAUGAUGUUUGGAUUUAGAAAUUAUACAUCAUUAAGGCAUACAUGCGCUCGGUACAGUACCUGUAGAGUAUAACAUUUCUAAUCAGGGUUCCCAGCCCGUCGGGGAAAUCAGGAAAAAUUAUUUUACAUUUUUCCAGUCAGGGAAAAAUCAGGGAAUUUGAUUUAAAAAAUACCUCAAAUCCGGGGAAAAUGCCUCAAACGAGGGAAAGAUCUAGGAAUUUUUAUCGGCCUAAUCCGCCCAAAAGUUGAAAGUACGGUAGUCAGCAAGGGCGGAAAUCUCUCCCCAAAGGUAGGGGACCAGGGGCUGGAAAAUUUGACAAGC
Molecule: messenger RNA, 3657 nt
Organism: Lytechinus pictus (painted urchin)
Lineage: Eukaryota; Metazoa; Echinodermata; Echinoidea; Temnopleuroida; Toxopneustidae
Product: growth arrest-specific protein 2-like
Exons: 7
Coding region: 1492-2352 (286 amino acids)
Biological process (GO): actin crosslink formation
Cellular component (GO): actin filament
Molecular function (GO): cytoskeletal adaptor activity; microtubule binding; actin filament binding
Source: RefSeq, a predicted model, not a curated record